This is a messenger RNA of Artibeus jamaicensis (Jamaican fruit-eating bat), 8474 nucleotides long. Its product is annotated as zinc finger protein 11-like. NCBI's taxonomy places the organism in Eukaryota, Metazoa, Chordata, Mammalia, Chiroptera, Phyllostomidae. Gene Ontology annotation, molecular function: DNA-binding transcription factor activity, RNA polymerase II-specific; RNA polymerase II cis-regulatory region sequence-specific DNA binding. The record is from RefSeq and is a predicted model, not a curated record. Gene Ontology annotation, biological process: regulation of transcription by RNA polymerase II.
GCUACUACUAACUGGAGAAAUAGAGGUCUCUUCUUGGUUACUUAAGUGGUUUGGUUUACCCGGUUGAAACUUCUCCAAGUCCUCAUUCCUAAGCAGGAAAAGGCUGAGGAUCACUACGGACGUUGAAACCCCUACCAAAGACUACGGCGGGGGAGUGUACGGCGACCUGACUCCAGCAGAUCAUCACCUGAGAAAACAACCCAGAGCAGGAGCAGGAGCAAGACCAGGACAACAUGGCUGCUUCUCAGGUACUGUUUACCUUGAGGGAUGUGUCAAUAGAUUUCUCUCAAGAGGAGUGGGAAUGUCUGGACCCAGCUCAGCGGAAAUUGUACGUGGAUGUGAUGUUGGAGAAUUACAGGACCCUGGUCUCCCUGGGUUGUGUCUUCCCUCAGCCAGUCCUGGUCACUAUUGUGGAAGAAAUUAAGGAACUCUGGGACAUGUGCAGAAAAAAGUCAAUAUCCACCUACCCAGAUCUGACAUCUGAAGACAACCAGGCCUUGUUGCAAAAGCCAGGAAUAGAAGAUUUAGUCUCUAAAAUAAUACUGAGUACAUGUAAUGAAGAUAGAAGUUAUGAAUGCAGUGGAAAUUGGAAAAUGUUUAACCACAAGUCAAAUAAUAAUAAAUAUCAGAAUACUCAUCUUCCAGAGAACCAUUGUAAAGGUGAAAAAGUUUUUGACCAAAUGUCAAGUCACAAUAUACAUCAGAUUAUUCCUGUUGUGGAGAUAACAAACAAACAAAGUAAAUGUAUCAAAUUACUUAAGGAACCUUCUAAUAGUACUGAACAAAAACAUAUUCCUGUUGGGGAAGAAGAUUACAAAUGUUUGCCGUGUGGGGAAGUCUUCAGUAAAAUAGUUAAUCUAAAUAGACUGAAGAAAAUCUGUACUGAAGAAAAACAUACGUGGAAAGAAUGUGAUAAUCGACCUUCAGGUCUGACUCUAGAUCAGAAAAUACAUACUGGACAUAAGCCUCACAUAUGUAGAGAAUGUGGUAAAUCCUUUAUGUCGUUCUCAACCCUUACUAUUCACCAGAGAAUUCAUACUGGAGAGAAGCCUUAUAAAUGUAGAGAAUGUGGCAAAGCCUUUAUGUCAUUCUCAAUCCGUACUAUUCACCAGAGAAUUCAUACUGGAGAGAAGCCUUAUAAAUGCAGAGAAUGUGGCAAAGCCUUUAGGGAGUCAUCAGCCCGUACUCAGCAUCAGAGAAUUCAUACUGGUGAAAAGCCCUAUAAAUGUAGAGAAUGUGGUAAAGCCUUUAGCCGUUCUUCAUACCUUACUCAGCAUCAAAAAAUUCAUACUGGAGAGAAGCCUUAUGAAUGUAGAGAAUGUGGUAAAACCUUUCGCUGGUCCACAACCUAUAGAAAACAUCAGACCAUUCAUACUGGAGAGAAGCCUUAUAAAUGUAGAGAAUGUGGUGAAGCCUUUCGCUGGUCCUCAUCUCUUACACACCAUCAAAAGAUCCAUACGGGAGAGAAGCUUUAUAAAUGUAGAGAAUGUAGUAAAGUCUUUUCCUGGUCCUCAUCCUUUAGAAAACAUCAGAAAAUCCAUACUGGAGAGAAGCCAUAUAAAUGUAGAGAAUGUGGGAAAGCAUUUCUCCAGUCAUCAAUCCUAACUCAACAUGAGACAAUUCAUACUGGAGCAAAGCGUUAUAAGUGUAGAGAAUGUGGGAAAGCCUUUUGCUGGUCCUCAGGCCUUAGACAACAUAAAAAAAUGCAUACUGCAGAGAUGUCUUAUAAAUGUAGACAGUGUGAUAAAGCCUUCCGUCAUUUCUCAAGGCUUAGACAACAUCAAAAUAUUCAUACUGGACAGAAGCCUUAUAAGUGUAGGGAAUGUGGUAAAGCCUUCCGCCAUUUCUCAAGGCUUAGACAGCAUCAAAAUAUUCAUACUGGACAGAAGCCUUAUAAAUGUAAAGAAUGUGGUAAAGCAUUUCACCAGUCCUCAACUUGUAGUACACAUCAGAAAAUUCACACUGGAGAAAAGCCUUAUGAAUGUAGACAAUGUGGUAAAGCCUUCCGCCAAUUCUCAAAGCUUAGUCAACAUCAAAAUAUUCAUACUGGACAGAAGCCUUAUAAAUGUAAAGAAUGUGGUAAAGCAUUUCACCAGUCCUCAACUCGAAGUACACAUCAGAAAAUUCACACUGGAGAAAAGCCUUAUGAAUGUGGAGAAUGUGGUAAAGCCUUUUGUCGGUCCUCAUCCCUUACAAAACAUCAGGUAAUUCAUACUGGGGAGAAGCCUUAUAAAUGUACGGAAUGUGGUAAAGCCUUUCGCUGGUCCUCAUCACUUACUCAUCAUCAGGUCGUUCAUACUGGAGAGUCACCAUAUAAAUGUAAGUAAUGUGGUAAAACAUAUAAUUGGCCUUCAGGUCUUACUGUACAUCAGAGAAUACAUACUAAUCAGCAGCCUUAUAUAUGUAGAGAAUGUGGUAAAGCCUUUAGGUGGUUCUCAAUCCUUACUAUUCAUCAGAGAAUUCAUACUGGAGAGAAGCCUUAUAAAUGUAGAGAAUGUGGUAAAGACUUUCGCCAGUCCUCAACCCUUACUCAACAUCAGAAAAUUCAUACCGAAGAAAAGCCUUAUAAAUGUAGAGAAUGUGGUAAAGCCUUUCGCCGUUCCGAAACCCUUACAAACCAUCAGAAAAUUCAUACUGGAGAGAAGCCUUACAAAUGUACAGAAUGCGGUAAAGCCUUUAGCCGCUCCUCAACUCUUACUCAACAUCAGAAAAUUCAUACUGGAGAGAAGGCUUAUAAAUGUAGAGAAUGUGGUAAAGCCUUUCGCCAGUCCUCAAAUCUUAUUCAACAUCAGAAUAUUCAUAUUGGAGAGAAGCCCUAUAAAUGUAGAGAAUGUGGUAAAGCCUUUCGCCAGUCCUCAACCCUUACUCAUCAUCAGAAAAUACAUACUGGAGAGAAGCGUUAUAAAUGUAGAGAAUGUGGCAAAGCCUUUAGCUUGUCCUCAACCCUUACUAGACAUCAGAAAAUUCAUACUGGAGAGAAGCCUUAUAAAUGUACAGAAUGUGGUAAAGCCUUUUGCCGGUCCUCAACGCUUAUAAACCAUCACAAAAUUCAUACUGGAGAGAAGCCUUAUGAAUGCAGAGAAUGUAGUAAUGUCUUUUGUCAGUCCUCAGUGCUUACUCAGCAUCAGGAAAUUCAUACUGGAGAGAUGCCUUACAAAUGUAGAUAAUACGGUAAAGCCUUUUGCUAGUGCUCAGUGCUUACUCAACAUCAGAAAAUUCAUACUAGAGUGAAUUCUCAUAAGUGCGAAGGAUGUGGCAAAGCCUUUAAUUUCUCAAACCUUAGUCAUCUUCAGAGGAUUCAUAAUGGUGAAAAGCCUCAUAUAUGUAGAAAAUAUGGUAAAACCUUUCACCACUCCCCAAACCUUACUCAACAUCAGAAAAUUCAUACUGAAGAGAAGCCUUAUAAAUGUAGCGAAUGUGAUAAAACCUUUAGACAAUCCCCAACCCUUACUCAACAUCAGACGAUUCAUACUGGAGAGAAGCCUUAUAAAUGUAGAGAAUGUGGCAAAGCCUUUAGGGAAUCCUCACAAUGUAUUCAACAUCAGAGAAUUCAUACUGGUGAAAAGCCAUGUAAAUGUAGGGAAUAUGGCCAAGCCUUUAAGCAGUCUUCAGUUGUUAGUGUAAUCAUACUUGAAAUAAAUCUUAUCAGUUUGGACUAUGUGACAAAGUCUUUAUUCCUCAAAACGUAUACCACAUCAGGUCAUUCAUACUGGAGAGAAAUGAUAUAAAUGUAAGUGCCAAAUCUUUUAAUCAUCAGUAGUGUCUCUAGAGGAAAACUGUUCAAAUGUAGAGAAUGUGGCAAAGCUUUUAGCCUGUGUUCAAAAUUUCCUUGACAUUGGAGACUUCAUGCUGGAGAGAAACAAAAAAUGUGAAGAAUUUAACAAAACUUUAACCAUUAUUCAAGCCUCCUUCAAGGUUAGAGAAUUUAUAUGGGGAAAAAGUCUUAAAAAUGUAACGAAUUUGGUAAAGUGUUUAGCCCUCAUUCAUAUCUGUCAAUAUCUUACAAUUUUUCUUGGAUAAAAUGUAGCAAAUAUAAAAAAUGUGGCAAAGCUCUACCCAUAUCUUACUUCACAUCAGAAUUCAUUCUAAAGAGAAAAAAUACUAAUGAAGAAUGUUGUAAACUGUUUUCUCAAGGUUUACAGAUUAUUUGACAUGUGAGAAUUUAUACUAGGGGGAAAAAACCUUAAAAAAGAAGAUUGUAAGAAAUUGUACAUGUGGACAUACAGGGAAUGUACAAUGGGUAUGGAAUUUUAUGUUCAUAAUAACUAUAGGCUUUUGUUCAGUAUAUACAGUUCACAAAUCCCAAAGAAUUUAUGCCUGAAAUUGGUGUUAAAGAUGUAGAAAUUUAGGUAUGUAUGUAAGUGAAACAUAAUUUCAAAGUAUGAGUGAAUUCACAGUAGAGCGCUAAAAAUAGUUUUCAGGUAUUAUUAUAAGUCAGAAUACUUACUAUAGAGAAUUAUUCAGAAUUUAAAAACAUAGAGCAUUACUUUUUAAAAAGAUUUUAUUUUCAAUGACAAUGGAUGGGCAGGAGAGAAACAUUAAUGUUCAAGAGAAACAUGAAUCAGUUGGCUCUCUCAUGCCCACUCUCUACUGGGGAUCUGGCCUGCAACCCUGGCAUGUACCUUGACCUGGAAUUAAACAGUGACCUUUUGGUUCACAGGCUGGCACCAAAUCCACUGAGCCAUACCAGCUGGAGCUAGGUCAUUAUCUUUUGAUGUGCUUAAAAAUGUCAAGGAAAUGGGUGUCUCGAUGUGCAUAAUUAACUCAGAAUAUAUACUAUUGUAUAUCAACAGUAUUUGAAAUAUUUUGAAAAGAAAUUGUUAAUCUCCUAUCAGUUGAUGCUACUAUGUUUUUAUUCCUGGUGUGUGUGUGAAAUCAUGGGGUUGAUUGUUGAUCUUUAAAAAUCUGUGAACUCUUGAAUUCAGCUACAGAGAUCUCAUAGCCAUUAUCCACUGAAGUGCUGGGGUCAUAGCAUCUUAAUUGCUCUCCCCCUCCCCCAUCAGGCAAGCAAGCCCUGUUGGUGCUAAUCAGUAGUUUGGAAAUUUUCUAAUAUAAUGACACAUCAGAAUUUGAUAAAUGUUUUUAUUAUAGUUAUAUAUUUUAGAAAAAAAUGAAGGUUGCAACUCAUGGAGAACCCUAUGUUUUUUAAUGUGAAUAUGUGUUUUUGGAAAAUAACAUAAUGGCAUUUGUGUGUUUGGAAAUUGGAAUGAUCUGCUGUGACUGGUGUGGCUCAGUGGGUUGGGUGUUGUCACAAGAAAAGAAAGGUCACCCAUUCAAUUCCUUCUUAGAACACAUGCCUGGUUUGAGGGCAAGGCGUGUGAGAAGCAACUGGUCCACAUUUCUGUAACAAGUCAGUGUUUCUCUCCCUCUCUUUCUUCCUCCUCUUCUCUCUCUAGAAAUAAAUAAAAUCUACUUAAGAAAAAAGAAAAUUUGUGCUGUGGUUUGUAUGGCUCAGUGGAUUGAGUACUGGCCUGCAGACUCUUAAGGUCGCCAGUUCGAUUCCCAGUCAGGGCACAUGCCUGGGUUUUGGGACAGGUCCAUGAUUGGGGCAUGUGAGAGGCAACCAAUCGAUGUUUCUCUUCCCCUCUUUCUUCCUCUCUUCCCCUCUCUCUAAAAGUAAAUAAAUAAAAUCUUUAAAAAGAAAUUAGAAUGAUCUUUCUGGUCCCGAUUUUCAUUUGAGUCCUUGAGAAUUUCUCAGUGUUACAUCAUUACCUUCUCCUUUACUGAAGUAAAAACAGAACAAAUUGAACAGGCUUUAUUUUUAAUCAUAAAUGUAGCCAACUCUUGCUCAUUGUUUCUAGAGAAAUUCCAGAGACCAUUGCAGACUUUAGGUUGAAAGAUUUUCUUUAUGAUUUUGGAUGCAAAAUUAUUUUCCGUGUCUUUUACAUAGCUUGGGGUGUAUCCAUUGUCCCACACAUACCUUGAGUGCAUUUCAAGCCAUCAGAACCAUUUCCAGGAAUUUCAGGUGGAGAUAGUUUAAAAUGGAAGCCCGAAAGUCCAAUUGGCUUUUUCAUUGUCUUGCUAGAUCUGUACAAGCUGCUAAAUAUUAGUCCCUAAUGCAUGCACCUGCCCGAAAAAUCACAAACAUUAUAGAAACUAUAGAUUGGAUACUAUUCUACUUUACUUCCUGACAUAGGUAUAGACACAGUAUAUGCAGCAUUAUUGCUAUGCAUCUACUGAUGUUUUGUGUCUAGGACUGAUUACCUGGACCAGUGGCUUUAUGAUUUUAGUUUGUUAAAGGACAAAGUCUAGGGCUCAGAACAUAUAUAGGAAUAAAAUCUCAGGUAGAUGAGAGUUGUUCCUUAUCAGGUACUCCAGUGAUGAGUGUUGAAGAGUUUUAUUAAUACAAAUAUUACCUACAUAAAUUUUUUAGUCUUUUGUGGUCAUUUUAAAAAAGCUUUUAUUGUUCCUUAGAUUAGAGUUGAUUCUGCCUUCAUUGUGUCCAGAAUAUAUAUUCUGCUUUGGGGUAAAAUUCUUUAAAUGUUCCACAUCCAUCUCUAAUGUGUCAUUUAAGACCAUAGUUUUCGUCUUGGUUUUCUGUGAGUUCUAUCUGUGGAUGUCAGUGGAAAGUUAAAGUUCCCUACUGUGACUGCAUUGCUGAAUAUGAAAUUUGCAAUAAAUGUAUACCUGUCAAUAAUCAUUUAAACAUAAAUAUAUUAAAUGUCCAUAUCAAAAAGAUAAGGUAGCCCUGACUGGUGUGUCUCUUUGUUGGUUGGUCAUCGUCUUGCAAAGCAAAAGGUCUGUGGUUUGAUUCCUGGCCAGGGCAUAUGCCUGGGUUGCAAGAAGUGCCACCAGAUGCGGUGCAUAUGAGAGGCAACCGAUUGAUGUUUCUCUCACAUCUAUGUUCCUCUCCCUCUCUCUAAAAAUAAAUAAAUCUUUAAAAAACAGGGUAGUGAAUAGAUAGCACAGCAAGAGCCAUGAAUAUGCUGUCUGCAAGACACCCACAUUAAAUGAAAAGAUACAAAGUGAAAGUAAAAGGGUAAAAAAAGUUAAUUCACCUCUACUUUUGGGCCCCAGAAGAACCUGCUCUGCAGAGAAUUCUGUUCUGAGAUAUCUAAUAGUGGAUUGUGUACAUAUAAUAGGUAUGAGAAUAGCCAUGCCAAUAAUGAGCAGAGUUUUAAUGGAGUUAAUGUAUAAACAGCUUUUAGAUAUCCAGAGACUUAUUUUGGCAAGUUAGAGCAGGUCUGAUGGGUGACUGAGGUAAAGAUGCUUAAAAAAAAAACAAACAUGAAUCACUUGAUGAUUAUUUACUUUCUCUUUUUAAAAUUUGGGAUUCCAAUAAAGAAAUGUCUGUGCUAUUGUGAAAAAGGUAUUUCUUUUCAAUGGAAAAUUUAAAAUGCUGUGGUAGCUAUACUUAUGUCAAACAAAAAAGAAAUUAAAAGAGAGGCUACAAAAGGAAAGGAGGAUAUUUCAUAAUCACAAAGGGAUCAACUUACCAAGAGGAUAUGACCCUUGUAAACAUUAAUACACCCAAUGUAGGAAACCUGAAUAUAGAAAGCAAAUACUCAGGAACAUAAGCGGGAUUGAUCUUUUUAAUUUGGAUUUCUUGUUUUUGGUUAUUGAGGAUUUUUAAAAAAGAUUUUAUUUAUUUUUAGAGAGAGAACAAGGGAGGGAGAAAGAGUGGGAGAGACAUUAGUGUGUUGCCUCUCACAUGGGCCCCACUGGGGACCUAGCCCACAACCCACGCAUGAGCCCUGAUUGGGAAUUUAAAUGAACAACCCUUUGGUUCGUAGGCUGGUGCUCAAUCCACUGGGCUACACCAGCCAGGAUGGUUACUGAGUUGAAAGAAUUAGUCAAAUAUGGAUAGUAGACCCUUUGAUAGACUAUAUUUUUACUUAUGUGGUAAUAUCCUUCAUUACAUGGAAUUAAUUUUGAUGAAGAUUGAUUUAUUUCAUUUUUUCCUUUUUUGUGUGUUGGUGUUAUAUAUAAAAAUAUACUGGUAAAUCCACAGUCAUGAACAUUUAUCCCUAUAAUUUUAUCUAAGAAUCCUAUAGGCAUGCCUGCUUCUUACAUUUAGCUCCCAUAUAUUGAUAGUUUUUGUGUCUUGGCUAAAUUAUAACCAUUUUUAUUUAAAAUACCUACCGAAGCCUGGCUGUUUUGGCUCAGUGGAUUGAAUACCAUCCUGAGAACUAAAGGGUCGCCAGUUCAAUUCCUAGUCAAGACAUAUGCCCGGGUUGCUGGUCAGGUCCCUAGUGGGUGGUACACGGGAGGCAACUACAUGUUGAUGUUUCCCCUCUCUUUAAAAAUAAGUAAAUAAAAUCUUAAAAAAUAAAAUAAAAUAAAACACCUACUGAAUCUGCUCUGGCUGGUGUGGCUCAGUGGGUUGAGUGCCUGCCUGAGAACUGAAAGGUCACCCGUUUGAUUCCUGGCCAGGUCCCCAGUUGGGGGCGUGUAAGGUGCCCAUUUGGGGAUUGAUGUAUCUCUGGCACAUGGUGGUUUCUCUCCCUCUCUUGCUCCUUUCCUCUAGAAAUGAA